This is a messenger RNA of Papaver somniferum (opium poppy), 1564 nucleotides long. RefSeq lists its product as uncharacterized. The record is from RefSeq and is a predicted model, not a curated record. Lineage: Eukaryota; Viridiplantae; Streptophyta; Magnoliopsida; Ranunculales; Papaveraceae. The transcript is spliced from 3 exons. Bases 484 to 1305 code for a protein of 273 amino acids.
GCUACGUGGACAUAGCUUUUAUAUUAAAUGGACGCAUGUACCCUCACAGCUCCUUCUUCCCAUUUUCGUAAGACAUUUUCUUCGGUUCCUUCUUCUUCCCCCACUUUCUUCACAGUUCUUGCUUCUUCCCCACUUAUUAGCUCAUCAAAGGACGAUCUGUAGUAGUGGGAAUGAAAAUACCCUCACAACUCCUUCUUCUUCCCAUUUUCUUCCCAUUUUCUUCACAGUUCCUUCUUCUUCCCCACUUUCUUCACAAUUCCUUGUUCUUCUCCACUUAUUUGCUCAUGAAUCCACUAACUGUAGUAGUGGGAACGAAAAUUCCAGAUGCUAAAUCCCACGUAUUAUCCACUAAUUCAGUUUCUAACCCAUUUCCCCAUUUCCUAUUAUCAAUUCUUUCCCCCAAAUUUCUUCCUUAUAAAUUAGGGAUUGUUUGUGAAUUUUUUAGAAACUCGAUUUUGUCAUCCGCAAGCAGUGGUGCUGAAAAUGGUGAAGAAAAAAACCAUUGAAAUUCAAUUAAGGAGUUCAACACCGAAGAAGUUAGCUAAAGCAUCAGCAGAGCCAAAUGUUACUCCAAGACUUAUUUCUAAAGCUACGAAUAAUCUGAAUUCAAGUUCUAGAAAUGUUGUCCUAGAUUUUGGUGAUGAUCCUAAGCCAACACAGCCAACUCAAGCAAGUGGUGGUGACAAUUUACAUGUGGGAGGCAGUCAAGGAAUUGUUGAUCUUCAAAAUGAUGUGGAACAAGCUCGUUUCUGGACAAAAGCUUCAAAAAAAGUCAUUAAUUUAGAGGAAGCUUUUAAGGCAAUGCAGGAGUCAGUUUGUAAUUUGGACAAUUGGGGAGAGGACGAAUGUCAUCCUGAAGAUGCACCAUGGACUCAACCACUUUUAUAUAGUGAGAGUGAAGAUGCUAAGGAGUGGUCUGAGUUCUGUAAUAACUUUAAGGAAGUUGGUCCUGGUGGUCCUUCUGUGCGAGGUGACCGAUAUGAAUUUGGUGACCAAGAAGGCAGUAGUGAAGACGAUGGAUACGAGCAGUUGUUGGAGACGGACGAUGAAGCUGAAGGUAAUGUCAAUGAACUUAGGUCCUGUAGCAAGUGCAAACAAACUGGUCACAACAAAACUACUUGUGGGGGUGGCGCAGUUGGUUUAAAUCUGAAGGCAAAGAGACUUAGAACUGAGGUAGAUGGUCAGACUUUCACAAGCAUUAACUAUAAUCACGGUCAAAGCCGCACUGGAAAACGUAAGAAUAAUGGCAACAACAACAUUAAUCUUGCUGAAUCUUCACAACCUGGAGGAUCACUAGUUGAUUAAUGGGGAAAGCGUUUAUCAUUAGUUUCAGUUUUUAUUCAGUAGGACUUCGUAAGACUUCUGUUUGUUGCAUGUUUUAUUUGGUUGUUUUAAGAUUUCUGUUAGAGGGUCUUGGGGAGUUUUUUUUCCGCUUUUUCUCGAUCAAUCCCUCUUUUAGGAAUUAGGUUUUGUAUUUUUCUUAUCUCAUUAUUUAGUAUCUUCAUAUCAAAACUACUUGUUUUAGAAUAUGUCUAUCUACUUUUAUUUACAAUUACUUUUAUUU